This is a messenger RNA of Anneissia japonica, 2147 nucleotides long. Its product is annotated as epidermal retinol dehydrogenase 2-like. Gene Ontology annotation, cellular component: lipid droplet. NCBI's taxonomy places the organism in Eukaryota, Metazoa, Echinodermata, Crinoidea, Comatulida, Comatulidae. The transcript is spliced from 4 exons. The record is from RefSeq and is a predicted model, not a curated record. Gene Ontology annotation, molecular function: oxidoreductase activity, acting on the CH-OH group of donors, NAD or NADP as acceptor. Bases 173 to 1096 code for a protein of 307 amino acids.
UCGCACAGCGCGCAGGUGGGCUUGGUUUAACGAAGAAUGACCAGUCGAAUACGGCCAAUCAUUGCGAGAGUGGGCUGAGGCUCUCAUUUUCACUGUCAGUGGGCCGUGCACGAAGCGGAUGUCAUUCGUACUUCAAACCGUUUGAACAGCAACCUCAACAAACUUGAACAUAAUGAGCUAUUUUAUUGUUGAAUUCAUCAUUCUUCUGCCGCAGAUGCUGUGGGAAUUUGUGCGAUCUGGACUGAGGUUGGUAUUACCAGUUUCAUGGAUUGCAAAGUCCGUGGUUGGUGAACGUGUGCUGAUAACCGGCGCUGGUGGAGGCCUAGGGUAUCAGAUAGCUACAGAAUUUGCCCGAAAAGGCGCCGAAUUGGUGCUUUGGGAUAUAAAUGAUGAGCUUAAUAGUAAAACAGCGGAUGCUGUUGAAGAACUCGGAGCUAAAGUGACCACUUUUAAAUGUGAUAUUUCAAAACGGGACGAGGUCUAUUGCGUUGCAGAAAGAGUGAAGAAGGAAGUGGGGGAGAUAGAUAUUCUGGUAAACAAUGCAGGAAUUGUGUCUGGAAAGCGAUUAAUGGACAUUCCGGACGAAAGAAUUAUUAAAACUAUGGAAAUCAACAGCUUAGCUCACGUGUGGACUUUGAAAGCUUUCCUACCCCACAUGAUGGCAAAAAAUCAUGGGCACAUCGUAACCAUCGCAAGUAUUGCCGGUAAUUUUGGACUUGUUAGGCUGAGCGACUACUGCAUGAGUAAGUUUGCAGCUCAAGGCUUUCACGAAUCCAUGGCUCUGGAGAUGGUGGCUGAGGGCGCCACAGAUGUGAAGUUCACGGUGGUCAAUCCAUACCUCAUCACAACAGGAAUGUUUGAUGGUGUCAAAAUAAAAUAUCCAUUCAUAAUUCCCAGCCUGGCUCCGGAACAGGUGGGAAGAAAAGUAGUGAAUGCUGUGUUGACGAAUCAAGAGGUAGUAGUGCUUCCAUGGAGUAUGAAUUUGUUUGUUUAUCUUAAAAGCUUCAUGCCUAUUCAAGUUUUAUUCAUGAUUUCCAAAUUAUUUGGAGUUCUGCACAGCAUGGAUGAAUUUGUUGGCCGCAGCAAAAAGGAUUAAAUUUAGAUUGUCAAGAAAUUAAAAGAAGAACAAAAGCAGCAUCUAUUGAUGAUUAGAAAUUUAAUAUUCUGUACAGGAAGAGGAAAUAAAUGAACAUUUGCUUCUGCUGCGAAAAUAAUUGUGUACUGAUUGUUGAAUUGCAUACUGAAUAAAAAACUGCCAACUGAUUAAUUGUUACACAGGUUAAAUAAGAUCGGAUGAUAAAAACCAACAAAUGGAUUUGUCCUCUACUGUUCCAUGAAACUUAACAAAUAAUUGCAUACUAAUUAAAUUGCAUACUAGAUGAAAUUAGAUAUUGGCUAAGGCUAGAGUCCUGCUACAGUGUCAAGCCUGGAUUGACUCGGUCAAAUUGAUAAAUUUGUAGUCAAGUAACCUCUGUUGACUUAUGUCUGACAUGAAAUCACUCUCAACUUGGCAAUGUACCCAUAUUCACCCUGUGUUUACAUUAGUACCUUCUCAAUCCAGCCAACCAAUCACUAGCAACACAAUGUUAAAGUAUCAAGAUUUCUGCUUGCUGAGUUACAGUGGUCAACUCACAAUGUCCAAAGUGUGUGGCAUACUGGAAUGGUCCAAGAAGAACGUAAGCGAAAAAUAAAAUGUUUUGUCUAAAUGUAAGAUGCUCAGGGCGCUUGAUAUGUGGACUAGGAAUUCGAUCAAUGACUUUCUUUGCAACUAAGGGUCCCUUUGUGUCUGUGCUAUCCGGUAACCCGGUACCCCGGUACCAGCAACUCUCGUCGUCCACCACAGGUGCUGUCUGUUCCAAUAAUUAUGGAUUGUUUAUAAAAGAUUGUGCUAAAGUUUUAUUUAAAAAAUUCUUUGAAAUUAUUUAUUUAAUUCCUUAACCUUUUUUUGACCAAACAGUAAUUAAAGUGUUAAAAAUAUGCAGACUAUUAAUAUUAUAUUUGUAAUUUCAUGUUAAAUUGAGCCUGGUAAUUUUUUUAUACACUGAUAUUUUAAAACUGUAUAUGUAUUAUUUAAAAUGUAAAAUAUGUGCGAUAUCACUACAGGUAUUUGUUUUACCUUGGCUAAAUAAAUUGCUUACAAGGUGGUA